AUACUGAAAAACUCUGAAGAAUUGCGUUGGAAAGGAUUCAUCGCCCUAAAUGCUUUCUCUGGGACUGCUUCGUUGACCACUUUGCUGUUAGUUGCAGUGGAAAGGUGCUACGCCAUUGUUUAUCCCUUUCGUCACAGAGCAUUAAGAACGCGGAUCUACAUAAAUGGUAUUAUCGGGGUGUGGCUUAUGUCCAUACUGAUAGCAUUUAUAAGAUUGUCGCCGAAGGUUUUCUCCAAUUCAGUUGUUACCGUCGCCUCUCCUUGGAUUUUGACAUGUUCGUCUGCAAUUGGCGUGUUCGCUAUUUGCUGUUUGUACAUAGUGAUUUGGAAGUUAUCAAAGAAGGAGGAUCCGCGAAUAUCGCGGGACAAACGCGAGCAGAACAAGAGACUUGCCAAGACCCUGUUUAUUGUAACAGCAACUUCUGUCGUCACGUGGCUGCCAUUUGCUGUUACGUUCGUUUUACCACAUCAUAUAAGAAAUCACUACUACUGCGCCGUACACAGUGCUGGUUGCGUGGGACGUUUUACCCAGUUGGCUAACUCCUUACUAAAUCCGAUGAUUUACUGUUUUCGUAUGCCAGAAUUUAGUAAGAUUGUGAAACAAGAUUUGUUUAGGCGUAGAAGGGCAAAUAUAAUGAAUGUUCAGUCAGGUGAAACGUUUUCAUUGGCGAAUAUGGCAGUUGCUGUUUGUGAAUGAACUUUCAGGUGUCUUUUUGGAUCGAAGGAAACAGGCAACUUGGAAAUAGCAUAUUAUCAUAGCUUUAUGAUGUAGUAAACUGCUUUUAGAAGCGUGCUUAAAUAUGAAUAACCCUUUCCAAAUAAUUUUUUCUUUGCAUGUGUGCAGGCAGUCAGGCCGAUACUGAAAACUUCAUGAUAUGGAGAUACCAAAGAAAAGGUCAAACAAAUGAAAUGUGAAAGUAUUGACUAACUGCGGUGAUCGGAUUGUAUGUAAUCUUAAUACAGUCUUUUUUAACUUCUUUUUAUUUCUACUUCCGCUCAGGAAAAUACAAUAUGAACAAUGGCGGAAUGUACUUUUCGAGACUAUAACUUUGCCUAUUUAAAACUGUUUUCUGCUCUAGGUUAGUUGCCACGAAUGCACAACAUUGCUUUCAUAUUCAAUGCAAACAAUAUCGUUCGAACAACUAUAUAUAUGAUAUUAUGACUUCAAAAGUGCGAACACCCACAUAAGUAAGAUAUCGAGAAAAGAUGUGAAAAUAAUAAUAAAAGUAAGGAAUAUAUUUAUAUUUAAUUAAGAUGAAUGUCAGUUUUCCCCUCACUCUCUUAUCUUGCUUUUUGUACUCUUCUACUUUUUUUUCAUCGCUAUAACAUGUUCUUCGUUCAAAAUUUUGGCGGAAGUUUUUUUUACGACGGAAGAUUUCAAUUGGACUUUCCAGAGCCAAUCUCCGAUUGUCGUGUAAAAUAACAAUUCUAGCUAAAUUAGAUAUCUAUAGCAGUGCAAAAGACUAUCCGAUUUUGUUUUCCUAGGGAAUAAACUGCCGCGCUUUUGUAAUUUUGACAGUGGCUAAAAUUUAGGUCACGCUCAUUAACGAUUCUUCGACGAUAUUUGGCACCACGUGAAAACCAUGGUAUUAAGUGACAGAAGUGUAACAUAUCUCAGUCAACUAAUAAGG
Molecule: messenger RNA, 1630 nt
Organism: Orbicella faveolata
Lineage: Eukaryota; Metazoa; Cnidaria; Anthozoa; Scleractinia; Merulinidae
Product: cannabinoid receptor 2-like
Source: RefSeq, a predicted model, not a curated record